This is a messenger RNA of Papaver somniferum (opium poppy), 720 nucleotides long. RefSeq lists its product as uncharacterized. The record is from RefSeq and is a predicted model, not a curated record. The transcript has a single exon. Bases 1 to 720 code for a protein of 239 amino acids. NCBI's taxonomy places the organism in Eukaryota, Viridiplantae, Streptophyta, Magnoliopsida, Ranunculales, Papaveraceae. Gene Ontology annotation, molecular function: nucleic acid binding; RNA-DNA hybrid ribonuclease activity.
AUGACAGUUGCCUGUGCAAAUGUGAGAGAAUUGUGGUUUCAAAGAAAUAAGCAACUAUUUGAGGAAGUUAAGCCUCAUAGUAAUACUUUUAAAUGCAGAGUAUACAAAACAGUACAAGAAGGAAUCCACAAAAUGAAAGGGAAUAAAUGGAGUCAAGACUAUGAUUCUCAAGUAUUAUCAUUCUUCAAAAUUGGUGACAGAAACAUAAAAUUUAACUGCAUCAAAGAGACUUUCUGGAUUGCUCCUGCAGCUGACUUUACUUUAUUUUGUUGUGAUGGAAUAUCAUUUGGAGAUCCAGGGAAUGCAGGCAUUGGAGUCAUUGCUAGGGACUGCAACAGUCAGGUAUUUAGCACUCUUACAGGUGGAAUUAGUGUUGCUCUUACUUCAAUUGCAGGAGAAUAUGUUGUACUCUGUGCACUUGAAUGGGAUGUUUACCUAGAAUGUACCAAGAUAAUCAUUCAGUCAGACUCAAUCACUACCAUAGAAUGUUUUAAAAGUGGUGAAAUACCUUGGUAUAUCAAAGCAAGAUGGCUGAAAGUAAGUAAAAAGUUUGGAGAAGUUGAAUUGAUUCACUGCAUGAAGGAUAUAAACUUCACAGCAAAUACAUUGGCAACAAGAGGAGUAAGUUUAAAUACAGGAGAAAGAAUCAUUCACCUGGGAAGACCUUCAUUCCUAAAGAGAAUUAAACAACCAGGAGUACCUUAUUUUAGCUUAUGCUAA